AUGGGUCCCUGGGGUUUGGUUCUGGGAGAGGCCCUUAAGGCCUUACCAGUCUUCGAUGUCCAGUACCUCCACACGUGUUCCACUCUUGACAUAUUCACACCCAGAUCAGUCUCCAACGGAAACCUAACUCAUCUUGUGUUCAUCAGCUUUGAGUCGCCGCUCCCCAAGUCCUCUGACCCAACCCCUAUCGUGAAUCCAUCGUGUCUGCCUGUCGUCGUCACAAGGUCGUCGACAUUUGGGAUCUCUUUACCAUUUCUACUUAACAUCUUCUGGCUUCACGCCGUUACGUAUAGGUGCAUGAAAAACAACUUGACGCGUGGGGCGCAAACCCCACCUAAAUCCGACAUCCACGUUCCGCGAUCACUUUGCAAUUGA
This is a messenger RNA of Laccaria bicolor S238N-H82, 375 nucleotides long. RefSeq lists its product as uncharacterized. The transcript is spliced from 2 exons. Lineage: Eukaryota; Fungi; Basidiomycota; Agaricomycetes; Agaricales; Hydnangiaceae. Bases 1 to 375 code for a protein of 124 amino acids. The record is from RefSeq and is a predicted model, not a curated record.